AUGGGGAGGCUGUGGAUAGGGAUGGUGCUGCAAUGGUCGGAGCUGCUAGUGAGCACAGCCAUUUACGUGGCUUAUGGACUAUACAUUGUCAGCACAGCUCUGUCCCUUCGUCUCUCCAACGCUCUUCUCAAUGAAUACUACCAUCUUUUUAAUAAACCCAACAAGGCGUCUGUAGAGGAGGAGGAGGAGGUUAAUUCAGAAGCUGAGGCAUAUGGCAGCUCAUGCGUCGAUGAUGAAGGUCUUCCUCCCGUUGUCAUGGUCCAUGGGCUCUUUGGAUUUGGAAAAGGGAGAAUGGGAGGAUUGUCGUAUUUCGGUGGGGCGGAGAACAUGGAAAGAAGGGUUCUUGUGCCUGAUUUGGGAGCGUUCAGCAGCAUGCAUGACAGGGCCCGCGAAUUAUUCUAUUACUUGAAAGGUGGGCAAGUUGACUAUGGAGAAGAACACAGCAAAGCUGCUGGACACUCACAGUUCGGACGAGUUUAUGUUCAAGGACACUACCCGGAAUGGGACGAGGAUCACCCUGUUCACUUCGUGGGUCAUUCCGCCGGAGCCCAAGUUAUUCGUGUUUUACAGCAAAUGCUAGCAGAUAAGGCAUUCAAAGGAUACGAGGACACUUCUGAGAACUGGGUGUUAAGCAUAACGUCCAUCUCUGGAGCCUUAAACGGCAGCACAAGAGCCUACCUAGAUGGCAUGAAUCCUGAAGACUGGAGAAACAUGAAGCCCACAAGCUUGCUUCGUCUGGUUCGCAUAGGAAUAGCUAUUCUGGAUUGGCUUGACGUUCCUUGGAUAAAGUCUUUCUACAAUUUUGGGUUUGAUCACUACAACAUAACGUGGAGAAAAACGGGUGUUUCAGGUCUUAUCGAUUACCUCUUGGGGAAUAUAGGUCCCUGUGCUUCAGGAGAUUGGAUUCUUCCAGAUCUUACAAUUCAAGGAGCAAUGCAAAUCAACACCCGUCUCAAUACUUUUCCAAACACAUUCUACUUCAGCUACGCCACCAAGCAAACGAGGAAAUUCAUGGGUCUCACAAUUCCUUCUAACUUGCCCAAAAUCCACCCCUUGCUUUGGUUCAAAACCUUGCAGAUGAGCCAAUGGUGUUAUCCUCCAGAAGUUGAACCCCCCUACGAAGAUUACUGGGAUGAAGAUUGGCAGGAUAACGAUGGCGCACUCAACACUAAAUCUAUGACCCAUCCUCGUCUCCCAAUUGAACAUCCAAGUCGAUGUGUUGUAGAAGAUGAAGAGUGUCAGCCAAUGAAACCAGGCAUUUGGUACUACAAGACUUUGGAAGCUGAUCAUAUGUUUUUUGUUUUGAAUAGAGAGAGAGCAGGAGUUCAAUUUGAUCUGAUGUAUGACGACAUUUUUGAGCGUUGUAGGAAGCAUAUAUUUAGGAAUGGGGUUCCAAAUUGUUCAAGGUUUGAAAAUUCGGCUCUUGUCGAAGAGUGCCCAACACCACUAGAUUGGCUGACUUUUGAGCCAAAGGGUGUGCGAACACCAGAUCUGCACCGAUUCAACGUUGAUGCUAUGCCAGUCCACAGCAGGCACACGGUGAUUACGUCAGUGAAGGCGGCUGAAGAAGCAGUCUUAAUUAAACACAAUGCAAUAGACAAUGGAUGCAUUGAAUACAGCUCCGCAGCCUCCGCCCGUCGUCGUCAAUCUCUACUGCCCCCACUGUUCUUUCAGAUUCACGUUCACAACCAAUGGUCUUCGUCUAAGCUAGAGGCUAGAGCAGGCAGUGCUCGAUCACAUGGAGUAGGAAACCUCACACUGUUUUCACUUAAUUAA
Molecule: messenger RNA, 1776 nt
Organism: Malania oleifera
Lineage: Eukaryota; Viridiplantae; Streptophyta; Magnoliopsida; Santalales; Ximeniaceae
Exons: 10
Coding region: 1-1776 (591 amino acids)
Source: RefSeq, a predicted model, not a curated record